GUCUUACCAAUUUUUCUUUCGUCUCAGAAAACUAUAUCACGAAGAGCAAACUCCGUUCCGACAAUGGCUGCUAUAGGCUCCUUAGUUUUCUGUACCGAUUGCGGGAAUCUACUCCCAGUGUCCAAGGGAAACGAAAAGAAUAUUCUCCAUUGCGAAUGCUGUGGUGCCGACAACCAAGACACUGCAGCGAAGACGACUGUCACAGAGAGUAAACCCUCCGACUUUCCCUCCUUGCUUCGACAAAAACUCUCAAUCGUACAAUCAGUGAAGCGACACGAUGUCCAGACAGAAGCUGUCAUAAACGAGACGUGCGAGAAGUGCGGGCGCACGGAAGUUAGAUACACGGCAGUGCAGCUACGCAGUGCUGAUGAAGGCAGCACGAUCUUCUUCACUUGCGAAUGCGGUCACAAAUGGAACACAAACAAUUGAGAUUUUUCUAAUAGAGACUGCCCUGUAAUUUCUCAAGUAGUUGCCAUAAACCCAAACUCGAGUCGUAUAAAUGAAGCCAUGCGCAUACGAGUUCUUUUUUUGGUAUCCUCCAGCCAGCCCCGCCAUAUAACGCCAAUUCUACUUAUCCAUGGAUAUCUAUGCCGUUACCUUCGGAGCCUCCGGGAUAAGCGCAUACUCAGCCUGGUUCGAUUGCUCGUAAUCGGCCAUGUCUAGAGCAACAAUGACGCUCUCACGCACAACUUUCUCUUCGUCAUGAAGGAAUUUCUUCAAAACUUCCUCGACGCCCUCCUCUUCGCCAAGGCUUCCGAGUGCCUCCGCCGCUUCAUGUCGAACCAUGCUAGCCUCCUCA
Annulohypoxylon truncatum is the source of this 799-nucleotide messenger RNA. RefSeq lists its product as uncharacterized. Gene Ontology annotation, biological process: DNA-templated transcription; termination of RNA polymerase I transcription. Gene Ontology annotation, molecular function: zinc ion binding; nucleic acid binding; DNA-directed RNA polymerase activity. Gene Ontology annotation, cellular component: RNA polymerase I complex. Bases 64 to 429 code for a protein of 121 amino acids. The transcript is spliced from 3 exons. Lineage: Eukaryota; Fungi; Ascomycota; Sordariomycetes; Xylariales; Hypoxylaceae. The record is from RefSeq and is a predicted model, not a curated record.